AUGCUCUGCGAGCUAUGCAACUCCAUCAACUUCGUAAAAGCCAACGUCGACCCAGGAGAAGUCUGGAGGCUCGGGACUUUUCGCCGUGGUUACAGACAUCACCGCAGUGUCUUAGCGCUCCUCGAGUCUGCAGACAAUGGUUGCGAGCUAUGCAGCGUGCUCUGCCGUGCCGCCAAUCUCGACGAGAAAAAGGCACAAAAACAUGACCGCAUUCAUCCCGAGUCGCAAAUCUACUGUAUCCUGAAGAAUAGCUUCAAUGGGGACUUUUGCGCUGACGUCAAUGGUGAUUUGUAUCAUGGCCGCUCUCGCAUCUCUUUCGAACAAGACUGUAUUAAGAGCUCGAGGAUGACGGAAGCAUUCAAAUGCGAGCUCAGCAUCUUCUGUGAAGAGGAUUCAUUAGCUGCAAAUAUGGAUAUCAUAAGCGGGCGUGCAAUCGUGCCUGCAGACUCAGACGAGGCUAUCUCUCUCGCUCAGCGUUGGAUUCAAACGUGUCUCCGUGAGCAUGGGGAUAGCUGUCCCCAAAACGAUACGUUGACUUUGCCUACCCGAGUCAUCGAUGUCGGCGAUGCGGCCUUACGACAGCCAUUUUUAUUCCAAACCGAAGGACAUCGAGCCCCGUAUAUCAGCUUAAGCCACUGCUGGGGAAACGACAAGUCUUCAUUUUUCACCACAACAUCCGCAACCUUGUCCGAAAGGCUAACUCGAAUCGACCUCGAUGAAGCUCCCCAGUCAUUUCGAGACGCCAUCGGCAUCACAAGACGGCUUGGCUACCAAUACCUGUGGAUAGAUAGCCUUUGCAUUCUGCAAGACUCCCACGAUGACUGGGCUGCCGAGUCGAGACGCAUGCAGGACUAUUAUAAGAACGCGGUACUCAAUAUCAUGGCAGAAGCCGCAGAAAGCGACAAGGAAGGGUUCCUCAACAUUGAUAAUCAACAUGCAUUUAGAAAGCAACGAGUCGACGAUGAAGAGAUCAUGAAAGUUCAAAUUCCCUUCCAUCAGAGUCUUUCGACCACACCCUCCUCCGUCUCUUUACGCAACCCCCCAGCCCGAUUUAGAGACAAGCUGAAAAUGCCCACCAUAUGGCGUGGAUGGAUACUUCAAGAGCACGUCUUAGCCCCUCGAGCAAUCCACUACAUCGGGUCACAGAUGGUAUGGGAGUGCCAGAGAUACAAGAUAUUCGAGGAAGACGCAACGCCAACGAUCACCCAAACGUACCUGGACGACUCGACAAAAAGGUUCUUUCUCACGGGAAACGCAUCUGAGCUAGCUCGCUACCUCAUCAACAACCCAAACGCGAAGGAAGACGAGGAAGCCGAUCCGUACGACCCUUGCUUCCGCUGGUACAGAAUCGUGGAGAACUUCAUGGACCGGGACUUGACGUUCCCAGAAGAUCGCUUCCCUGCCAUCUCCGGACUUGCUCGUGAGGUCCACGAUCAGACUGGCUACACGUACAAAGCUGGGCUGUGGGAGGAAGACAUACUCACUGGGCUCCUGUGGUGGACCUACGGCGAUGGUGUACCCCCGAAGCAAUACCGCGCUCCAUCCUGGAGCUGGGCAUCCAUCGAGACUCCCGACGUCGUGCAUAACGGGCUCUACUCCACAUUCAUGAUGACAUUCAUCGUAGAGAAGCCGCCAAGCGCAGGAGUGGCCACGCUGAUCUCAGUUGACGUCGAAACCGUCGAUGGAGACCCCUUCGGCUGUGUCAAGUCCGGAUCGCUUGAGAUGAGCGGCCACUGGAUUCCUGUGGCUGAUGUCAACCAUGAUUUGAAACCCGAGCAUUUUCACUACGACAUGUUGACUGAUGGAGUGAUCUACAUCACGCUCGAUUGCAAGCCCGAAGACGCGCCCGAGAAGAAACAGGAACCAGAUGUGAGCAAGUUGAGUCUCUUCCGGAUUGCGCGAGCGAAGAAGAUGGCUGGCGCGUUUACUUGGUAUGCUUUGAUCCUGGAAUCUAUCUUUGCCGCUGACGGUACGGAGAGGUAUCGGCGUGUUGGGGUGACGGGGAUCCCGAAUAGUUUCUCUUCGGAUGAAUGGGUCCUCAAGGAUGUCGUGAUUCUGUGA
Mytilinidion resinicola is the source of this 2061-nucleotide messenger RNA. Its product is annotated as HET-domain-containing protein. The transcript is spliced from 2 exons. NCBI's taxonomy places the organism in Eukaryota, Fungi, Ascomycota, Dothideomycetes, Mytilinidiales, Mytilinidiaceae. Bases 1 to 2061 code for a protein of 686 amino acids. The record is from RefSeq and is a predicted model, not a curated record.